CAAGUGCCAGAUCAAAUGAGACGGACUGAGCGAUCAGCCUCGUCUCUGCAGAGCUGCAUCAGAGAGGGCUUCUGGGCACGCAGAAUGGACGCGCUCACCCACAGUCCAAACAACGCUACUCGUGCUGACGCUGGCAUGGCAUCUGCAUCCAUGGCAACAGCAUUGGCCCUGCUUCUUCUCUUGGCUGUCCUGUCCAGCUUCAUGAGUUCAACAGAGCGCUCUGUUCCAGGGCCAUACUUCUGUCUGGGAAUGGGUCCUCUUGCUACCUACACACACUUCCUGUGGGCGGGCAUUGGAACGGCCAGUAACUACUACAGCCGUCGCUAUGGCAGCACGGCGCGCGUCUGGAUCCAGGGCAGGGAGACGCUCAUCUUCAGCAGGUCCUCUGCCGUGUAUCAUGUCCUGAGGAGCCCCAAUUACACAGCCAGGUUUGGCAGUCGCCCGGGUCUGCAGUGUAUUGGCAUGCAUGAGAGAGGGGUCAUCUUCAACAGCAACGUGGAGCUCUGGAGGAAGGUCCGCACCUACUUUGCCAAAGCGCUGUCGGGCCCAGGCCUGCAGAAGACAGCGGGAGUGUGUGUGAGCGCCACCACCAGGCAGCUGGACCAGCUGAGUGACCUCUGCGACCCCUCGGGUCACGUGGACGUGCUGAACCUGCUGCGCUCUAUCGUGCUGGACGUCUCCAAUCGCCUCUUCCUGGGUGUGCCACUUAACGAGAGGGAGCUGCUGGGGAGGAUCCAGCGCUACUUCGACACCUGGCAGGCCGUGCUCAUCAAGCCCGACAUCUUCUUCAAGCUGGACUGGAUGUGGAGGAAGCACCAACAGGCAGCUCAGGAGCUCCAGGUUGCCAUAGAGAGCCUGGUGGAGAAGAAGAGACAGCUGAUCGUUCAGGCUGAACAGCUGAAGGACUCGGACUUCACAACGGAUCUGAUAUUUGCUCAGAACCACGGGGAGCUAAGUGCAGACGAUGUGAGGCAGUGUGUUCUGGAGAUGGUGAUCGCGGCUCCUGACACUCUCUCGGUCAGCUUGUUCUUCAUGCUGAUGAUGCUCAAGCAGAACCCAGCGAUGGAGGAGAAGAUCAUGCAGGAGGUCGACUCCGUCACGGGGGGCCGUGCGGUGCGGAACGCUGACAUGCAAGCGCUGUCCACUCUGGAGAGCUUCAUCAACGAGGCGCUGCGCUUCCACCCAGUGGUGGACUUCAUCAUGAGGAGGGCGCAGGAAGAUGACAUCAUCGACGGCUACAGGGUGCCCAAGGGCACCAACAUCAUCCUGAACAUCGGAUGCAUGCACCGAUCCGAGUUCUUCCCCAAACCUCAGGAGUUCAGCUUGGACAACUUUGAGAGAAAUGUGCCGAGCCGCUUUUUCCAGCCGUUUGGCUGCGGCCCGCGUGCUUGCGUGGGCAAGCACAUCUCCAUGGUGAUGAUGAAGGCCAUCCUGGCGACGCUGCUGGGCCGCUACAGCGUGAGCCCUCGCCACGGCUGCACCUUCACCAGCAUCCGCCAGACCAACAACCUGUCACAGCAUCCAGUGGAGGAGGACGACCGCCUCGCCAUGCGCUUUAUCACACGCAGAACAAGCGCCUAGAGCCCUCACACACACACACACACACACACGCACGUUAUUUUCAUUAUUCAGACGAGGUUCCUUACACAGAGCAAUGCUGAGGCUGCUGGCAUGUUUGGGGGGAAAAGUUUCCACUUUGGUGGAAUUUGUUGCCUACAACUAGAACAUAAAAGUAGACUAGUGUGUGUGAUACUUAUAACACAAUAAACAUAAUUAUAACUAAUGUCUAAAUGUUGAACACAGAGGUAGCACUGUGUUCUCUCUGGAAGGCUAGAUUUGCUCCAUUGUACAGCUGUUUCAUAAUGCUACUGGUCUUUUUUUUUACAACAAAAUAAAGUUAAAAAGGUCUUUU
Messenger RNA from Alosa sapidissima (American shad), 1912 nucleotides. RefSeq names its product aromatase (gene cyp19a1b). Lineage: Eukaryota; Metazoa; Chordata; Actinopteri; Clupeiformes; Clupeidae. The record is from RefSeq and is a predicted model, not a curated record. Gene Ontology annotation, molecular function: iron ion binding; heme binding; oxidoreductase activity, acting on paired donors, with incorporation or reduction of molecular oxygen. The transcript has 10 exons. Bases 16 to 1581 code for a protein of 521 amino acids.